This is a messenger RNA of Cajanus cajan (pigeon pea), 1167 nucleotides long. NCBI's taxonomy places the organism in Eukaryota, Viridiplantae, Streptophyta, Magnoliopsida, Fabales, Fabaceae. The record is from RefSeq and is a predicted model, not a curated record.
AUGGUUGACCCAUCCUUAUUUAUUUCUCACACUAAUUCUGGAUCUAUUAUUCUUCUUCUCUAUGUUGAUGACAUACUUCUCACAGGAUCCUCCACCACCCUCGUUUCUAACUUUAUUAAUCUCUUGCAAUCUGAAUUUGCCAUGAAGGACUUGGGGCCUCUUCACCAAUUCCUAGGAAUUGAGAUACUUCCAACAGAUGAUGGCCUUCAUCUAUCUCAACCACAUUAUGCUUUAAUUAUCCUUGAACAAGCUAACAUGGUUGAUUGUAAACCGAUGAGCACACCUCUUGAAUCCAAGACCAAGUUCACAUCAAAUCACACUUUGCUUGAGGAUCCAAGUCACUUCCGUGGGCUUGUUGGAGCUUUACAAUACCUCACUUUUACCCGUCUUGACCUUUCAUACAGUGUUAACUAUGUGUCUCAAUUUAUGCAUGCUCCAACUAUUAUGCAUUUCAAAAUGGUUCGGCGUAUCUUGCGAUAUGUCAAAGUCACUAUUAAUGUAGGUUUACAUUUUACUUCUAACACGACACUUGAUCUUUUUGCCUUUUCAGAUGCAGAUUGGGCAGGUUGUCCUACCACUCGACGUUUUACCACUGGCUACUGUACUUUUCUUGGAGGCAACCUCAUAUCGUGGUGCGCAAAGAAACAACCCACCGUCUCUCGCUCUAGCACCGAAGUUGAAUAUAGGGCUAUGGCUAAUACUGCAGCUGAACUCACAUGGCUGACAUUCCUUUUGAAAGACCUCCGCAUCCCGCUUACUUAUCCUCCCACUCUUUAUUGUGACAAUAUUAGUGCUCUUCAUCUCACCAUCAAUCCUGUCUUUCAUGCCCGAAGCAAAAAUAUUGAACUAGACUAUCAUUUUGUCCGUGAACGAGUUGCUCUUGGUCUUCUUGUCACUCGCCACGUCCCCACCAAUCAUCAAGUUGCAGAUCUCUUUACUAAACCUAUGUCAAAGGCUACACUUAUGCAUUUUUUUCCCAAACUCUGCCUUCAACCUCGGCCUCGUUUGCGGGAGGAUAUUAACAAUAUCAAGCAAGACACAAUCAAUGGGAUUAAAUUGAUAGAUAAAGAGCAAACAAAAUCAGCUAUUAUUAAGGAAACAGAUUGCUACAAAUCAAAAAUAAAUCAGCCGUUAUUCAGGAAAUCUGGUGCAACAAAUCAAUUAUAA